Molecule: messenger RNA, 1425 nt
Organism: Aplysia californica (California sea hare)
Lineage: Eukaryota; Metazoa; Mollusca; Gastropoda; Aplysiida; Aplysiidae
Product: ketosamine-3-kinase
Source: RefSeq, a predicted model, not a curated record
UAUGAGUCAACAAGCGUUCAAGAUUGGUACCCUCUCGAUUUUCAGUUUGUGACUACCGUCGUUUUUCCCCUGAAGUCUUCAUUUAUUAUUGAGCUACAAUAUCUUUGUUUGCCCCUGACUUCUACCCCUAGAUCUAGAUCAACAGAGGAAGACCAAGACGACAGCGUAAAGGAUAAAAAGGACUUGACAUGACGGACGCUGGUUCUGAAUCACUGCACAGCCACCGGCGCGACAUGGGGCAAGUGGAUGAGAUUUUGAAACGUGAGCUAAACACAAGUUUCCUGAAAGCCACUGGAGCCAAAGAUUCUGGAAGUAUAAGUACAUCAAGAACCCACACGGAGGAGCCAUGUUGGUCUUGGACUACAUGCCUAUUCGGCACAUCACCUCCAAGAACUUCCCCUUGCUCGGAGAACAGGCGGCCAGGCUACAUCUCCACAACUCUGGGAUGAAAAAGUUGGUGAAGCGCCAAGAGCAGACCAUCACAGGACGUGUGGAGGACGAAGGCUAUGUCGACAUGUUUGGCUUCCCCAUGUCCACUCACGCUGGUUAUUUUCCUCAAGACAACGGUUGGAUGGACAACUGGGUGGAUUUCUUUUCGAGGAAGCUCGAAAAACAAGUUUGCCUAACUGAGGACAAGCACAACGACCGAGACGCCCGGCCUGUGUUCGCGAUGCUGGAGCGAGUCAUUCCCAAGUUGUUCUCCGCGGUGACCGUAGAGCCUGCCUUAUUACACGGAGAUCUGUGGAGAGGGAACAUCGGGGAAACAGAUAGUGGGCCGGUGUCAUUUGACCCAAUCUGUUUCUACGGCCACGACGAGUUUGAAAUCUCCAUCGCCCGAGUGCACAAAGGAUUUGAAGAGAGCUACUUCAACAGUUACCACAGCUUCCUGCCCAAACAGCCGGGGUUCCAAGACAGACUGGACUUGUACUUGUUAUACCACUACUUCCAGCUGUGGAACCACCAUGGUCCGGCCUAUAACCCGGAAGCCUUACUGGGCGUAGUGGAGAGGGACGUGCAUGCAGCUCGAUUUGACAAAGGCUACAAAGAGUCGACGUUGCAGCUCAUGCAGGACAUUAUCAAAAGGUUUUCACCAUGACGCCCUUAGGAGUCCGCAUCAAUUUAGCUCAUCUUUAUAAUAAUAAUUAUUGAAACUUGCUCUUUGCCAUGAAUUGGCAUAUGCCUGACUUAGUUUGCAUUACAAUGUAGUAAUAAAUGAUAAAGGUUCCGUUCAAUUAUUAUUACAUAAUGUAUUAUCAAUGUCAUUAUCAUAUAAUUACAUGUAAUACUACUAUUGUUAUUACACAUGCAUUAUUAUUACAUGUGUUACCACUACCAUUAUGAUUUGUCAUUAUUAAUUUAUUGCUAUUGCGUAGUGUAAAAAAUUAGAAUUCACAGAAAUAAAAAAAAAUUCUAGUUAAUAACCCA